Molecule: messenger RNA, 771 nt
Organism: Capsaspora owczarzaki ATCC 30864
Lineage: Eukaryota; Filasterea; Ministeriida; Capsasporidae
Product: superoxide dismutase Cu-Zn
Exons: 5
Coding region: 183-638 (151 amino acids)
Biological process (GO): removal of superoxide radicals
Molecular function (GO): superoxide dismutase activity; copper ion binding
Source: RefSeq, a predicted model, not a curated record
AAGCGUUUCCCUUCUCAUCUCCAUCUUGCAUCAACCUGUCCCAGUGUCUUGUCAUUGCGGCGGGGUGAUGGAUUGAUCCUCCGAACGAUUCUCAUUGCCUUUCCUACAGUGACACCCACUCGCUCCCGUUUCACUCACUCUGCGCUCUUCGGAUCACCAGAUCACAGAACUCGAAUCCAACAAUGACCAAGCUUGUGGCUGUUCUCAAGGGCGAUGGCGCCGUCAAGGGCACGGUCGUCUUCACUGACGAUGGCGCUGCCACCAAGGUUGAGGGAACCAUCGAGGGCCUCGCUCCCGGCAAGCACGGCUUCCACAUCCACGAGUUUGGCGACAACACCAACGGCUGCAUCAGCGCUGGUCCCCACUUCAACCCCGCUGGCAAGACCCACGGUGCCCCCGAAGACGAGGAGCGUCACGUUGGUGACCUCGGCAACGUCGAGGCUGGCGCCGAUGGCAUUGCCAAGUUCACCAUUACCGACAACCUCAUCCAGGUUUCGGGCGUCAACUCGAUCGUUGGUCGCUCCGUUGUGAUCCACGCCGACAUUGACGAUCUUGGCAAGGGCGGCCACGAGCUCUCCAAGACCACUGGCAACGCCGGCGGUCGCCUCGCCUGCGGCGUCAUUGGCGUUGCAAAGUAAUUCAGUUUCUUGCUGCGCAUUGCACCCGUUGAAGCAUCUGAGGCUGUGUCCGUCCUCUGCUUUUGUGUUUGCUUCGCUGCCCCCUUUCUCUCUCGCUCUGUUUGUGAAACAAAAACAAGUGGCCUCUUCCUGA